CUUGCCGUACAACCGUCCACAGUCGGGUACUUUCGACAAAAUUAAAUAAUAAACCGGCAGUGAGAGUAUUUUGUGUUUUCGGUUCUGCUCCGUUUGUGGCGUCGUCGCUUUAGUUUAGAACUAGCAGUAGUAGUUUCGUGAGUACCUCUACCUAGCAGGAGCUGCAGGAAUAUUUAAAAAUGCCCAACUGUCCAAAGUGUGAGAAACCGGUUUACUUCGCCGAACGUAAAACAUCCCUUGGUAAGGAUUGGCACGCAGCAUGCCUUCGCUGCGAGAAAUGCAACAAGACCUUAACCCCCGGUAGCCACGCAGAGCACGAAGGAAAGCCUUACUGCAACAACCCCUGCUACUCAGCCAUGUUCGGACCCGGAGGUUUUGGACGUGGAGGAGCUGAAAGUUAUGUCUACAAGAAGUAAAUCGGGAGUGUCAGGAGUUCUAGAUUUUAAGACUAUUUUUGUAAUAAAAGUAUUAUAUUUUUUUCUUAUAUAAAUUUCUGAACAGGUACAAUAUGUUGACAAAGCAUUCCAUGUUUUUGUAUUCUUGUUUUCGGGAAUAAAGUUUUAUUUUAGUUUUA
Messenger RNA from Diabrotica virgifera virgifera (western corn rootworm), 574 nucleotides. Its product is annotated as cysteine-rich protein 1. The coding region runs from base 180 to 416 and encodes 78 amino acids. NCBI's taxonomy places the organism in Eukaryota, Metazoa, Arthropoda, Insecta, Coleoptera, Chrysomelidae. The transcript has 2 exons. The record is from RefSeq and is a predicted model, not a curated record.